AUGGCUGACGCCUUUCUAGAGUUAAUCAAAGCUCGUCGAACUACCUAUGCGAUUCAGGCAAAGUCCCCCAUCUCCGACGAACGAAUUCAGCAAAUUGCGAGCGACGUCAUUAAGCACACACCAAGUUCCUUCAACUGCCAGUCGACGCGAUACGUGAUCCUCCUGCGUGGCGACCAUGUCAGAUUCUGGAAGAUAGCAAAAGAAUGUUUCCGAGCUGCACUCUCUCAGAACGAGUAUCAAACCUACAAAGAGAAAUUAGACAGCCGUCAGGCGGGGUACGGAACAAUCCUGCUGUUCGAAGACCUUGAUACCAUCCGAGAGUACCAGAAGAAAUUCCCACGAUUCGUAUGGCAUCUUCAAUCGUUCUCUGAGCACAAUAACGCCAUGUCAGCGUUCAACCUGUGGACCGCUCUCCAUCUUGAGGGACUCGGUUGCAACCUGCAGCAUGUCAAUCCAACAGUUGAUCAAAGGGUAGUGGAAGAGUGGAAUGUUCCAGACAGCUGGUCUCUCAAAGCACAGCUAGUAUUUGGUAGUCCCACAGGCGGACAUGAACAUAAAAAGACCUUCAAGCCUGCAGAAGAACGCAUCUUGGUUCCCAGGGUUGAUCGACCAGAUCCGAACGUCAAAAAUUCUGAAGCAGUCGUUGCGUAA
Messenger RNA from Exophiala aquamarina CBS 119918, 651 nucleotides. RefSeq lists its product as uncharacterized. NCBI's taxonomy places the organism in Eukaryota, Fungi, Ascomycota, Eurotiomycetes, Chaetothyriales, Herpotrichiellaceae. Gene Ontology annotation, biological process: cellular response to oxidative stress. The transcript has 2 exons. The record is from RefSeq and is a predicted model, not a curated record. Bases 1 to 651 code for a protein of 216 amino acids.